UAUUAAAAUACUAAUUUGUUCAUAUUAACCAGAUCAUCAAGCGUAUCGAACCGUUUAAAAUGGAUCUGGUAUUACAUUAAAAAGGCCAGAGGCGUGAUCGCCGCCGUCAAGAAUUUAAUAUGUGAUAUUUAGCUUCGAUUAGCUAAACGAACGAGUCGAAAUGCGGAAAGUUUUUGUGAUUUAUGUGGUAGUCCAACUGUGGCUAGUUUUAAUAUUGCAUCCCAAUAAUGCUGCGCUACUUAAAUUUACAAAUGCGCGCUGCCGUGUUCACAACGCAAGCUGGGUCAAAGUAAACCUUUGUCGGCUGAAGGCAUUAAGUCGUAACAGGACAGUAUUUAAUUUUAAUGCUACCAUGUUAUAUCCUGCGUAUCAAAUAUGGAUGGAUGCUCAACUUCUGAAGAAGGCCAAUGGCUAUAAGCCCUGGCUUUAUAAUGCAUCCGCAGACAUUUGCCGGUUCCUCCAAAAACCGUUUAAUCCAGUAAUUAUACUAUUCGUAAAAGCUAUACGGAACUACACAAACUUUAAUCACACCUGCCCCUCUGUGGGUCCCCUAAUUGCUAGCGGACUUCAUAUGCCGUAUGAAAAGUUGGGAAUUCCGUUUCCAACUGGAGAAUAUCUUGUCAAACUAGAUUGGUUUUAUCACCAUAGAAAACAAUUGUCAACAGAUUUUUAUUUUUUGGUUGACGAAGGUAUUCUGAAUACAACGGUAAUCCCAAACAAGCGAUUUUGAAAAAAAAAAAAAACAGUUAUAUAUAUAUAUUAGUUAUAUGUGAGUAAACAAAAUCA
This is a messenger RNA of Drosophila mojavensis, 786 nucleotides long. RefSeq lists its product as uncharacterized. The record is from RefSeq and is a predicted model, not a curated record. NCBI's taxonomy places the organism in Eukaryota, Metazoa, Arthropoda, Insecta, Diptera, Drosophilidae. The transcript has 3 exons. Bases 161 to 730 code for a protein of 189 amino acids.